Lontra canadensis (Northern American river otter) is the source of this 3539-nucleotide messenger RNA. RefSeq names its product sphingomyelin synthase 1 (gene SGMS1). Gene Ontology annotation, biological process: ceramide biosynthetic process; sphingomyelin biosynthetic process. The transcript has 11 exons. The record is from RefSeq and is a predicted model, not a curated record. Gene Ontology annotation, cellular component: Golgi membrane; endoplasmic reticulum membrane. Gene Ontology annotation, molecular function: ceramide cholinephosphotransferase activity; sphingomyelin synthase activity. Lineage: Eukaryota; Metazoa; Chordata; Mammalia; Carnivora; Mustelidae. Bases 687 to 1988 code for a protein of 433 amino acids.
GAAAGCCCUAGUGACCGAAGAACGAUAGAUCUUCUGAAUUUCGAGGGCAGUGAAGUAGGAGCGUAGCAGAGGGCGUACGAAAGACAACACGUUGGAAGGAAGAUUGAUACAGACAAAAGCAACAUGAUUCAGGGCCACCACUGAGAUCUUUGGGGGUUUCCCAGAAGCGUGUGGUUGGGAACAUCAUGAAGGAAGAGACAGGAGCCGGCCCGAGGAAGCGUGCGUGAGAAUAACGUGGAAGGAGCCCAUCGGUAGAUGCAGAAGGGCUGCUUUGGGAGGCCUGGAAACUGAGUUUUGGAAGGAUUCAGUAACGGACAGCCACUCCGCGGGGCCUGUCUGUCCAGCCUGAGUCAGAACCUUCUCCACUGUCCAUGGUUUUGAAAGUCUUCCACACCGAGUGACCAGCCUAGAAAGCUCUUGCUGGCGGGUGAUGGAAGUGAGCUGGAGCAGUGGGAGAAGCUGGUAACUUCUCAGAAGCCAAGAUGACAAGAAUUGUUUUAAAUAAUCAAAGGAAGACGGCCGGGGCACCAUGAGGUGAGCGCGCCGGCACCGAGAGCCCCCGAGAGCGGUGUGCGGGCUGCGGGAGCGAGAGCGGCCCCGCACGUCUGGCCACGCACGUCCCCGGCAUGAGGCCGGGCAGCAUGGGCGCGCCGCCGCGGGACCGCUGACCCCCGCCCGCCGGGACCAUGAAGGAGGUGGCGUACUGGUCCCCCAAGAAGGUGGCAGACUGGCUGCUGGAGCACGCCAUGCCCGAGUACUGUGAGCCCCUGGAGCACUUCACGGGCCGGGACCUGAUCGGCCUGACCCGGGAGGACUUCACGCGGCCACCCCUGUGCCGCGUGUCAGCCGACAGCGGGCAGCGGCUCCUGGACAUGAUCGAGACCCUGAAGGUGGAGCAGCACAUGGAGGCGCACAAGAACGGCCACGCCAACGGGCACCUGGGCGCAGGUGCGGCCGGCCCCGGCCUCCAGGCCAAGCCCAACGGGGUGCCCAACGGCUAUAGGAAGGAGAUGAUCAAGAUCCCCAUGCCGGAGCCGGAGCGCUCCCAGUACCCCAUGGAGUGGGGCAAGACGUGCCUGGCCUUCCUGUAUGCGCUGGCCUGCUUCGUCCUCACCACAGUGAUGAUCUCGGUCGUCCACGAGCGAGUGCCUCCCAAGGAGGUGCAGCCCCCGCUGCCGGACACGUUCUUCGACCAUUUUAACCGGGUGCAGUGGGCCUUUUCUAUCUGUGAAAUUAACGGCAUGAUCCUUGUAGGCCUCUGGCUAAUUCAGUGGCUGCUCUUAAAAUACAAAAUUGGACUUUCAAGCCACCGACUAGGAAAAAGCCCUGGGGAGUCUCUGCAUUUGUGUCAGACUUCACUGCAAAACAGGUCCAUCAUCAGCAGAAGGUUCUUCUGCAUCGUCGGCACGCUGUACCUGUACCGCUGUAUCACCAUGUAUGUGACCACCCUCCCGGUGCCCGGCAUGCAUUUCAACUGCUCUCCGAAGCUUUUUGGAGACUGGGAAGCGCAGCUGCGGAGAAUCAUGAAGCUCAUCGCGGGCGGCGGCCUCUCCAUCACCGGCUCCCACAACAUGUGUGGGGACUACCUGUACAGCGGGCACACCGUCAUGCUCACGCUCACCUACUUAUUUAUCAAAGAGUACUCCCCGCGACGACUCUGGUGGUACCACUGGAUCUGCUGGCUUCUCAGCGUGGUUGGGAUCUUCUGCAUCCUCUUGGCGCAUGACCACUACACUGUGGACGUGGUGGUGGCCUACUACAUCACCACGAGACUCUUCUGGUGGUACCACACGAUGGCCAAUCAGCAAGUGCUAAAAGAAGCUACCCAGAUGAACCUCCUGGCUAGGGUGUGGUGGUACAGGCCGUUCCAGUACUUUGAAAAGAAUGUCCAAGGAAUCGUGCCUCGCUCGUACCAUUGGCCCUUCCCCUGGCCGGUCGUCCACCUCGGCAGGCAAGUCAAGUACAGCCGCUUGGUGAGCGACACGUAACGGCGCACGAGGCGGGCAAGCGAGGAGCUGUCUGAAGUUGUAGAACUGCACAAGAGAAGAUGCCAUGAACACACCUCCCUGACCCCGUUCUCCUUCGGCAGUUCCCUUGACUUAACCUAUUGAGUUACCUGGUCAGCACUGUGAUCUUUUUUUCUCUCCAAAGGACCUGCGUUGGACAACAAUAAAGAAAAUCUAACCUAUCAUGCACUGUACACAUCUUCCUGUUCGUAAGUUUGGGAUUUCCGUAACCUGCGACCACCAUGUUCCUUUGUAUAUGAUGCAACAGCAUAAAUGUAAGCUUUUAUAUCAUCAGUUCUGGUCUUUCCAGGCACAUCUGGAAAUAAAGCGUAUUAUUUUCUUGGGAAAACAUACUUUUCAUAUCUCUUGCCCCAAAGAUUGGGCUGUAAGCCAUUUUCUAGCAAAUGUCUCUAUGAAGGUUUCUAAGUACCUGAAUGGGGUUCGAUUCUGAAAUCUUUCUACCUGUUGCACCGAUAUUCAAAUAAAAAUGACAGACACAGAAAGGUUCGGUAACUUUGGGUUUUGUAAAAAUCAGCAGAGAGAGUGUGUCAAAAAGUGCAAAAAAAAAAAAAAAAGAUUCUGUUAUAAAGCGAUUUUCUAAGUAUUUCCUAACUUUAUUUUUCAAAAUAAUGUUAUGAAAACCAAAUUUAAAGAUUUUUACAUGUCGGAGAGAAGAGAGUUAAAAUUUAAAAAUGCUUCUUGGGAGAGAAAUUUGUCUAUGUUUAUAGUGCCUUUCUUGUCUUGAUUGUAUGGUCAGUAGGCAAUCUUAAAUGUUUUUAUUUAAAAUAAAAUAUUCCAUGGAAAUAUAAAUAUAUGUAUACACUACUAAAUUUUGCAUUUAUAGCUAAAUUAAAUCAGAAGACUGCUUAUGGUUUUUAAAUCGCUAUGAAUUAGAGAAUGGGGGAGUUAAUUAGAAAGUCAGAGCCUGUUCCCAUAUUGUGAGCAGGUGGCAAUGACAUGUAUACCACUUAAAUUAUUUUAUCAUCUAUUUGGUAGUUCGAUUUUAACUAUACAAUGAAAACAGCCAUGAAUACUUUGUUUUUAAAAAGAGAGUUUUGAAAAUGAUCACUUAACUAAAACUUGAAAGCUCUAAAUUAGUUAUCUGUACUCUUAUGACAAUUUUGUUGGUGAACAACAAAACAGAGAUCUAUUUCUUUAAAAUAUAUUUGUGCAGAAACUGCAUGUAACUCGAAGUUUUACUCCCAACAUGAGUAUGUUUGGGGAAGUAUUCUCUUCUAUACUUGCCAAUGUGGAGAACAAAAUAGUUUUUUAAGAAUGAAGAAGUAUAUAUAUCCAUUCUGUAUUUUACGCAGCAGAAUUAUCUUCCGUAGGGUUUUUUUGUGAAUUCACAAGGUGAUAUUUGUAUUGUAAAACAAUAAUGGUGAAGGAAAUAAAAAAGGCUUUUAAAAUUUUGUUUGUUUUAAAUAUUUGUAAAGUUAUUAUUCCAGAGAGUACACUGAUAUCUUAACGGCUUACCUAGAUCAUAAAUUAAUCAAAAUGCACUUUUUAAUAAAACCUGAUACUUAAAAUAGA